UUUUGUGGCGGGGGCAGAACCGCCGAGUGCGGCGCUGCCCGCGGAGGGACGGGGCGGGGAGCGCGGGGGGGGUGUGAGGUCCGCGGAGGCAAUUAGCGCUAAUUAACGGAGGGGGCGCCGCGGCGGCGGGCGGGGUCGGGUCAGGGUCUGAGGCCGGCGGGAGGAGCAGCAGCAGCGGCAGGAGCAGGAGCAGGAGCAGCGGGGGGAGCGGUGCUGUCGCCGCCGCGGCCCCCGGAGGGGCGGCUAUUGACCCCCCCCACACCCAACUGGCUGCCGCCCCCCGCCACGGGUGCGAUGGCUGUGGGCGGCUGAAGGAGCCCCAGCGCCCUCCCCCGGACGAGUUAAUGGUAAAGUAAUGGAUUCCAAAGAAUUGCUUAACACGUCGGAUCAAGACGAAACAAGGAAAAAUGCUCUCAUCAGUACCAAAGGAGGGAUCGUGAUGGACUUCCAUCCACCCUUCAGGGGUGGAGCUACUGUCCAAGCCCCUGUGUCUACAUCUCCUCUCCCUGCGUCUUCUCAGUCAGAUUCCAGUCAGCAACCUGCUUUGGCUGACUUCUCGAAAGGAUUAGGAAACAAUGUGCCUCAGCCAGACCUUUCCAAGGCAGUGUCGCUCUCGAUGGGACUGUACAUGGGUGAAACAGACACAAAAGUGAUGGGAAACGACCUUGGAUUUUCGCACCAGGGCCAAAUCGGCAUCUCUUCUGGAGAAACGGACUUCAGGCUCUUGGAGGAAAGUAUUGCAAGCUUGAACAAGUCCUCGAGCCUGGCCGAGGACGCAAAGGGAGCCGUGUCUUCUGAGGUGCCGCUCGAGCCGGAUUUCCCAGGCAUGGCCGGCCGCAACGCCCCUUUAGAGACGGGAACUGCAGUCCAAAGCCAGGUUGGCUCAAAUGGUGGCAACUUGAAGUUGUUUUCUGAAGACCAAAGCACCCUGGAUAUUCUCCAGGAUUUAGAAUUGCCACCAGUAUCACCUGGCAAGGAGCCCAACGGGAGCCCGUGGCGGCUGGACCCGUUGCUCGAUGAUGGUGGUUUGCUGUCCCCCAUAUCUGCAGAUGAUGCCUUUCUCCUGGAAGGAAAUCUCGGCGAAGACUGCAAACCUCCCAUUAUAUCUGACACUAAACCCAAAAUUAAUGACCAUGGUGACCUUUUACCCAGUUCCAAAAUGCCAAUGCCUCAAGUGAAAACAGAAAAGGAAGACUUCAUUGAACUCUGUACUCCUGGCAUCAAGCAGGAAAACAUGGGCCCACUUUACUGCCAGGCCAACUUCUCUGGGUCAAACCUGCUGGGUACGAAAGUCUCUGCCAUCUCCAUCCACGGUGUCAGCACCUCUGGGGGACAGAUGUACCACUAUGACUUAAAUACUGCAUCACUUUCUCAGCAGCAGGAUCAAAAACCAAUUUUUAAUAUCAUUCCAUCUCUUCCUGCCGGGUCAGAAAAUUGGAAUAGGUGCCAGGGAUCAGGGGACGAGGCGUUGGCUCCUCUGGGAACACUCAACCUUUCUGGCAGACCUGCUUUCUCUAAUGGCUAUUCAAGCCCUGGAAUAAGAUCAGAUGUAAGCUCCUCUCCCUCCACAACCUCAGCAACUACGGGACCACCUCCCAAGCUCUGUCUGGUGUGCUCCGACGAGGCCUCCGGGUGCCAUUACGGUGUUCUGACAUGUGGCAGCUGCAAAGUGUUCUUCAAAAGGGCGGUGGAAGGGCAGCACAACUACCUGUGUGCUGGGAGGAACGACUGCAUAAUUGACAAAAUCCGGAGGAAAAACUGCCCGGCGUGUCGCUACCGGAAAUGUCUGCAGGCUGGCAUGAACCUUGAAGCUCGCAAAACAAAGAAGAAGAUCAAAGGACUGCAGCAGGGAAGUGCCACGGGAACACGGGAUGCUCCCGAGGCAUCCGGGAACAAGAGCAUCGUCCCCGCGUCGCUGCCGCAGCUGACGCCGACACUGGUGUCGCUGCUGGAGGUGAUCGAGCCCGAGGUGCUGUACUCGGGCUACGACAGCACCCUGCCCGACUCCAGCUGGAGGAUCCUCUCCACCCUCAACAUGCUGGGAGGGCGGCAGGUGGUGGCUGCAGUCAAGUGGGCAAAGGCAAUCCCAGGUUUCCGAAAUUUGCACCUGGAUGACCAAAUGACCCUUCUGCAGUACUCUUGGAUGUUCCUAAUGGCUUUUGCUUUAGGCUGGAGAUCCUACAAGCAAUCCAAUGGCAAUCUCCUGUGCUUCGCACCAGAUCUCAUCAUUAACGAGCAGAGGAUGAAUCUCCCAUGUAUGUAUGAACAAUGCAAACACAUGCUUAUGGUUGCCCGAGAGCUCUCACGGCUUCAAGUCUCCUACGAGGAGUAUCUCUGCAUGAAGACAUUGCUUCUCCUCUCUACAAUUCCCAAGGAAGGCCUGAAGAGUCAGUCUCUGUUUGAAGAAAUCCGGAUGACGUACAUCAAGGAGCUGGGCAAGGCCAUCGUGAAGAGGGAAGGGAACUCCAGCCAGAACUGGCAGCGAUUUUAUCAACUGACUAAACUGCUGGACUCUAUGCAUGAUGUGGUUGAAAAUCUCCUGAGCUUUUGCUUCCAGACAUUUUUGGAUAAAUCCAUGAGUAUUGAGUUCCCAGAAAUGUUGGCAGAAAUCAUCAGCAAUCAGAUACCAAAAUAUUCCAAUGGAAAUAUCAAGAAGCUCUUGUUUCAUCAGAAGUGACUGCCUUAACACAAAGGGUUGCCUUAAGAAACCGUCACUCGAUAGCUUUGUUUUGUAAAGAGAAAACCUACAGAACUUGUUCCUUUUGUCCUCGCAGCGGUGUUUCUUUUGUAAUUAUGCACUACAUGUGGUUUACAGAGGGCCAAGAGUUAGGCUGGAGAAGCAGUGGAUUUCUCCCAUUUGGGAAAGAACUGGGGAGAAAGGAAAGGCAAAGAAAUCAUAAAUCGUAUCUGUAAGAAAUUUUCUCUCUCCCCUCGUGCACCAUCCCCGGAUGCAUCAAACCACCGGUGACAAGCUCUGAGGCUGUUACGAACAUUCUGCUAAUUAAUUAAUUGCUGCAGUUGGCUGGAGACAAUUUUUUAGGCUUUUUGUUUUUGUUUUUUUUUUAUUUUAGUAAAGUGUUUUGGAUUUUUUUUUUUUUUUUAAAGUUAAGGUAGCAUUUUGGUUUAUGCAUGUAACCUGAAGAAAGUUUACAAGUGUAUAUCAGAAAAGGGAAGUUGUGCCUUUUAUAGCUAUUACUGUCUGGUUUUAGCAAUUUCCUUUAACUUUAUAUACCGUGAACUCGGCUUGUUCAUUUUUUCUUACAUAAUUUUUUUGUAAUACUUCAAGAUGCCUAUUGUACAGCUGGUUUUUUAAGGUGGGGCAGCUCGUAGCUUUCCUAAAUGACCUCUAGACAGUAAAUCCUCGAGUAGAUUCAUGUGAAAAAGGGUUGGGCUUUUCUAACCUAAUCGCUUUCAACUGUCAAAGCGGCUACAAAAAUUUGGCUUUUUUUAAGGGCCAGGGUGGGUGGGAGAACACUCUCAAAUCUCAUUUCAGAAGAUCCGAAUGAAACAAAUCCUUUUGGUAUAUUGCAGAAGUGUUGGAUAUGCAGAUUCAUAGAAAAUUAACCCAGUCCUCACUGGAUGUAAACGAGCAGGUUAUUUUAUAUAUUGAAAAAAAAAAAAAAAAAAAAAGAAGCCUGAUUUUUGCAUAUGAUGCAACAGCCAUAACGCAAAGAGUCAUGGGCUGCAUUGAUGCCAAGAAGAUCAGUCCUGACUGCCCAUCAGGAAAUUUUCAGGAAAAUAUGCAUAGCUUCAGAAAAGUUUACUACUGUGUGGAGAAACUCACAUUUUCUAUACACUUAAACCUGUCAUCACACGAGUAUAUCUGGAAACCCCCACGGACAGAGGAGGUGGACAUGUGAUUGCACCCAGUGGUUUGGGUUUGUUCUCCUGGACGGAUUCCAGAGUCCUCCUCUGCGGGGAGAUGUCCGAGCGGCCGCACGGCUGUGACUGGAUAUCCCAGCUCCAGACUCACCUGGUUAGAGACCCAAUUCCACAUCUCCACCUGUCACUGACUGCUCCAUCCUCUUUCCUGGAGAACAGGAAAGCUCCGCUACUGAGUUCGUGGUCUUAGAGUUGUCCGUCAAACUUUCUGUCUUUGUAAGGCUGCAGCCCUUCACACUGAAUUCCUGGCGUGCCAUAAAUUCCCAUAGGCCUUGUGGAUUUCUCCUUGUUGCCAUUGAUAAGGAUAUUUUCCGACGUUUAGAAGCUGUAGUAGCCUUUUCUACGUGCACCUUAACAAUUUUCUGUAUCUCAAAAUUGAAAUAUUUACUAAGCCACUCUAAAAUUUGAUUUUUACUCAAAGUGGCCAGAUUAUUUGUGUAAUAGAAAUGAGAAAGAUCAUCUGAGAAAAUACAAAACCUAAUAUAUUUUUAUAUUUAGUUAUAGUUUCAAAUAUGUAUAAUCGGUAUAUUCGCUGAUCCGAGAAAAGAAGGGAAGGGCUACUGCAGCUUUAAAAGCAAUUUAUUAAAUGAUUGUAAAAUAGCUUGUAUAGUGUAUAAUAAGGAUGAUUUUUAGAUGACAGAUUGCUUUAUCAUGAUACAUGUAAUUAUAUUUUUUGUAGGGGUCACAAAUAUGAUGAGUGGGAACCCGUUCUGUGUGGUUUGGCUGGAGGCAGCACCGGAGGCAUCGGUGUUCGUAUCCAAAGAAGUGCUUUGUUCAGAGGGGAAAACCUGUGCUCCGUGGGUGUUUGUAGGGUUGGGUUUGUGUUUAUUGAAUCACUGUGUAAAAAUUCCUGUUGGCUUUGGGGUGGGAUGCUCCUAUCUGUAUGGUCGGGAACUGCUCCCGAGGCAUGGCUGAACCAGAGCCCCGCUGCAAAAACCGUCAGCCAGGACACCCAGCUCUGAACUCCCCCCGGGGGAAUUUCAUACACAGCCUCACUCCCACAGCAAAAACAGCUUCAAAAUUGGGCAAUAAUCCACAUCCAGGUGCCAGCAAUAUGUAAAUAGAGAGCAUGGGGUGUCCACAGCACAUUUCUACUUUUCAGCAAACAUUGGUUUCCAACUGAAAUAGGAAACUCAAUUCUCCUUUCUUAAAUCUCUUUUUGAAUGCUAUACCUAUUAAAAAGGAUCCUAUAUUCAGUACUUUGGAGUAAAAUAGCACCUUUAAUAAAAGAAAAUAAUCAUUCUCUCCUUUGAUCUGUACAAAAUAUGUGCAUUUUUUAACCGUUAAAGGUCAGAUUUUUUAAUUAUGACAUCCAGCCCAAUUCCAUGGGAAUCCUCACGCGCCCGCUUGCCAUACAAAUACAGAUACAGAUAGGAGUUUGGUGCUGUUGGGUUUUGAGGGGGCUCUUUGGUUCAAAGGAAACUUGUUCUUACUUUUGAGAAUGUUUUAUAAACUUGUAUCCCCAGAGCCCUCGGUCGGAGCCUGGGGCACAGCGCGGGUCGGGGUGCACGGACCCCAGACUUGGCAUUUUUGCCAGCAAAAGCAACUGCAGUUAACUCCAACAGAUGAUGAUGGAGUUGGGGGUUGGAACUGGAUGAGCUUUAAGGUCCCUUCCAACCCAAAUUCUGGGAUUCUGUGAUCCCCCCGUGAGAGAACUGGUCACGUAGGAGGAGAGGCUCUCUGCCCCUUGUGUCUGUUUGCCUGUAUAUUCAUUUUUAGUCUGUGGAUUUAAGGAAAAACAAAGGAAACUGUGACGUUAGAGAAAGAAUCGUCCUGUACGUGCUGUUCAGUUUUAAACUUCACCAGUGAGAAAACGUAGUGCUUUAGUCAGCAGUGAGAAGUCCAUGUCCUGUUAUCCGUAGUCCGUGUAGCAGUGGGUAGUCCCUGCACUCUGGAUAAAGCAGGGAGAAUUCUGACUUUGGCUCUUCAGUGCCUUAUCACAAAGUGCACGGAUCCGCCCAGGGACGGCGGGGGCAGCUCAGGACGCGCCGGGCGCUCGCAAUGGCCUUACGGGGGGACACCGGGACAGGGGGGCGCUGGGGGGCCCACCAUGAGGGAGGGCAGAGGGAGGGGGGCUGGGAAUAGGUGCCAAUUGAUGCCGAAAAAUGACCUCGCCAUUUUCACAGAGGGAGGUAGGAAAGAGGAGGAAGUGCCUGGAUGGACGUUGGCUGCGGGAGCGUCCCGUAGUCAAGUUUUAGCGAGGGAGGACUUCAGGGACAUGACUUAGAGUGAGAUUUUAUAAAGAUUGUAUUAUUAUAUCCCUGGAAGUGUUCAAGGCCAGGCUGGAUGGAGCUCUGAGCAACCUGGUCUAGUGGAAGGUGUCCCUGCCCAUGGGUUGUAACGAGAUGGUCUUUAAGGUCCCUUCCAACCCAAACCAGUCGGGGAUUCCAUGAUUAUAUACCAGUCACGCUCUAUCCUUCGCCCAGUCUGCAACCAGGGGUUGCUGAGCCAUCAACAUCACAUAGGAACCAAAUUUUCCAGGAAGGUCGAGAGCCUCUCCAGACAGAGGCCUCGUAUCCAAGGAAAGGCUGUGUGUGUGUGCUUGUGGUAAACAGCCCACCUCCAACAACUUGCACAACAGCAGAGUCCAGCGAUGGGUCAUUACUCUAUUUUGUAUAUUAAACAAAAAGAUAUAUACUGGGGACGAAUCCUAUAUCAUACCGGUGUAUGGCAUUAUUAAAAAAAUCAUUAUUUUUAUCACAGCAAUUUUAAACAGCAUAAAAGAAAAGAAAAAAAUUAAACCAGUGACUCCUGUUUAAAAAUAAAAGUUGUAGUUUUUUAUUCAUGCUGAAUAAUUCUGUAGUAACAAGUCUGUAGUUUUCACCUACUCAGUGAAAUGUUGGACUGUAAAAGCUUGUGUGGAAUUGUUGAACAUUUAUUUUUUCAUUUAAAUUUGCUGUUCUGGUAAUACAAAGCCACACAUCUGUACAGAAGUUGCAGUAAAUGUGAGCCAUUUACAGCAAUGUCGAAUAAUGGACAGAAACCAUAUAAUAAAAUUCUGCUUUUUUCAUUAAA
Messenger RNA from Empidonax traillii (willow flycatcher), 6897 nucleotides. RefSeq names its product nuclear receptor subfamily 3 group C member 1 (gene NR3C1). Bases 356 to 2677 code for a protein of 773 amino acids. The record is from RefSeq and is a predicted model, not a curated record. The transcript has 9 exons. Gene Ontology annotation, biological process: regulation of DNA-templated transcription; nuclear receptor-mediated glucocorticoid signaling pathway. Gene Ontology annotation, cellular component: nucleus. Gene Ontology annotation, molecular function: nuclear glucocorticoid receptor activity; zinc ion binding; DNA-binding transcription factor activity. Lineage: Eukaryota; Metazoa; Chordata; Aves; Passeriformes; Tyrannidae.